Messenger RNA from Komagataella phaffii GS115, 906 nucleotides. RefSeq lists its product as hypothetical. The record is from RefSeq and is a predicted model, not a curated record. Bases 1 to 906 code for a protein of 301 amino acids. Gene Ontology annotation, cellular component: U5 snRNP. Gene Ontology annotation, molecular function: protein binding. Lineage: Eukaryota; Fungi; Ascomycota; Pichiomycetes; Pichiales; Pichiaceae. The transcript has a single exon.
AUGGUUAGCCUAACCGAGAAAAGGCCAAGAAGAGCCCCAAAUAAAGAAGACGACCCGUACUUGGAAAACCUGGAUAGAAAAAAAGUCAAGCUCAGCUAUCAACCAGGAUAUGAAUCAGAUUCCCUUGAUGAAGAGGAAGGGGAUGAUGACAUUAAGCUUAUGAAUGAAGAUGCAUUGGAGCUGAUAGGAAAGACAGAUGAGGAUGGAGAGAUCAACGUGGUCAGAGACACAGAAAUACAAAAUACACAUAGUUUAAAUGAAGAUAAUGAAGUUCAGCUCACGUCUUUUGAUCUGGACGACGAAUUGAAGGAGGGAGUGUUCGACCAGAAUGGUAAUUUUAUUGCUAACAAACCUGACUCGGAAAGUAGCAACGAAGAAGAGGUAACUUACGACGACAAAGUCAUUGAGAAGGCUAGAACGCAGCAGCAGAGGCGGCUUUUGAAGAAGAAAUUAGCUGUUGAAAGGAGACGGCAGGAGAGGAAAGAAAUUGAUUUGAAGAAAGUGUUGAAUGAUCUGGUACAAUUUUUAGAAAUUUCCGAAACCCCCAUGGAAGCUCUGCAAAGACUCAGUAAAUCCAAGAACAAAGAAGCUAUUACACAGACGGUUGAUCUCUGCAGUUUGCUAGGGAAAAAGGGAUAUGACGGAUACAAUAUGAGUCGGGAAGAAUUAAUGAGACUAUAUGCUCAGCUCACUGGACAGGAAUUAAGAGUAAAGCGUACUUUGGAAGAUGCUGAUAAUGAAACAAAUGACGAUGGAUAUGAAUUUCAGUAUGUAGGAUACGAUGAAAUUUAUGGUCCGUACUCAAGGGAGGAAAUUCUGGACUGGAAGGAGUCUUAUUUCAAAGAUAAAGAAGUUCUAAUAAGAAAAAUUGGUGAGGAAUUUCAGAGUAUACAAGAACUGAAGUAG